GCACGCGAAAAUAGUGUAGGCACAAUUUGUGGAAAGAAAAAACAAACACCACAAACAGCAUGCGGUCCAACUCCGAAAAACCCUAAUUCAAAUUCUCGCUCUUGCCGUUCACGUCAUUCUUAAACCCUACACCGGCUUUUACUUUCACUCUUAUUAUUAUUAUUACUUUCAUUUUUUUUCCCCUUAGUUUCCAUACGCCUUCGCCUUAUGUACAUAAACAAAACAAAAAAUAUGUUUUGACCGUUCCUUUCAAUUCUUCGCUCACCGCUCUCUGAUUCCUUCUCCAGAAGACACAUUACAAGGAAAGAGGGUUUUUACUUUUUUUAGUUUAAUUAUUUUUGGGGGCGAGAAUGGAAGCACGAGUGGCGGGGACGGUAGUUGAAGGUGGACAAAGAGUUUUAAAUAAUCAACAAUCUCAGAUUGGAACGGUUUCUCAGCUUGUUGCCGGUGGUUUGGCUGGUGCUUUUGGAAAGACCUGCACUGCUCCUCUUUCGCGACUCACAAUUCUUUUUCAGGUGCAUGGUAUGCAUUUUGAUGUGGGCCAUGUUGCAGCACUGAGUAAGCCCAGCAUGUUGUAUGAGGCUCAACGUAUUGUCAAUGAAGAAGGAUUUAGAGCAUUUUGGAAAGGCAAUUUGGUGACAAUAGCUCAUCGUCUCCCUUAUUCUGCAGUCAAUUUCUACACCUAUGAAUGCUACAAGAAUCUAUUGCAUUCUGUUAUGGGGGAGAAUCAUAGAGGAAAUGCUAGUUCUGACGUCUUUGUGCAUUUUGUCAGUGGUGGUUUGUCAGGCAUGACGGCUGCUUCGUCCUUAUAUCCUUUGGAUUUAGUAAGAACACGGCUUGCAGCACAGAGAAAUGUGAUAUACUACAGGGGAAUCUCACAUGCGUUUAGUACCAUUUGCAGAGAAGAAGGAUUUUUUGGCAUGUAUAAGGGACUUGGUGCAACGUUGUUGGGUGUUGGGCCUAGCAUAGCUCUAAGUUUUUCCGUUUACGAGAGCUUGCGCUCUUUUUGGAAAUCUCAAAGGCCGGAUGAUUCUACUGCCAUGGUCAGUCUUGCUUGUGGAAGUCUUUCAGGCAUUGUAUCAUCAACAGCAACUUUUCCAUUGGAUCUUGUAAGGCGAAGGAUGCAGUUGGAGGGAGUUGGUGGUCGAGCACGUGUCUAUAAUACCAGUUUGUUCGGGACAUUUGGUCACAUAUUUCGGAAUGAAGGGAUAAGAGGUUUGUAUAGAGGCAUUUUGCCGGAGUACUACAAGGUUGUUCCUGGUGUAGGCAUUGUCUUUAUGACUUAUGAGACAUUGAAGAGUCUUCUAUCUAGCAUUCAAAGUCAUUAGCCCACUUUUUCCCCUAAUAUAUGAUAUGAUACCCAUAACUUUAGUCAUAUACUUGCUAGGAAAUUUUGUGGUGUUGGAUUUCAUACUGGUAGCCAUUGACUCAUUUUUUUGUCUGCGUAUAGGUAGUUAUAGUUGAGAAUGAGUAACACAUGUACCCAUGCGAAGUUUAGGUUGAAAUCUUUGUAGUUAAUAAGAACAAUAGUUAUCUUUUUUUUUUUUGGAUCAUGCCACGUUUUAGAUUUUCUCCAAGACAAAACUUGGAAGCCACAAUUUAUACGAGUAUUAGCAUUUUAUAUA
Messenger RNA from Cicer arietinum (chickpea), 1625 nucleotides. RefSeq lists its product as uncharacterized. The record is from RefSeq and is a predicted model, not a curated record. NCBI's taxonomy places the organism in Eukaryota, Viridiplantae, Streptophyta, Magnoliopsida, Fabales, Fabaceae. Gene Ontology annotation, biological process: transmembrane transport.